CUCGCGGCCUCGUCUAUCUCCACUUCACUGCACUUUUCCAUUUUUUAUUUUCUCAGAAAACCACUACAUUCUGCCUCUCCGUUCUGUUCUUGCCUUGUUCUAUUUUUCGGCUCUGCUGUACAUGGCGUCGGCUGCAGGUGAGGGGAGGAGCCGGGUGCUGGUGAUAGGCGGCACCGGCUACAUCGGCCGCUUCAUCGUCGCCGCCAGCGCACGCGAGGGCCACCCCACCGCCGUCCUCGUCCGCGACGCCGCGCCCGCCGACCCAGCCAAGGCCGCCGUCCUCCAGGGAUUCCGGGAUGCCGGCGUCGCCAUCGUCGAGGGUGAUAUGUAUGAUCAUGAGAGCCUGGUGACAGCCAUUAAAUCAGCAGAUGUUGUGAUCUCGGCCGUGGGUUAUCAACAGCUACCGGAUCAAACUCUCAUUAUCUCGGCAAUUAAGGAAGUUGGGCAUGUAAAGAGAUUCUUCCCAUCAGAGUAUGGUAAUGAUGUGGAUCGUAACCAUGCAGUUGAACCUGCAAAGACAGUAUUCGGUGGGAAAGCUCGUAUAAGGCGUGCCAUUGAGGCUGAGGGAAUUCCCUACACAUAUAUCUCUUCCAACUUCUUUGCUGGUCGUUUCUUGCGAAGCCUUGCGCAGAUUGGGGUCACGGAGCCUCCAACUGAGAAGGUUCUCAUUAUGGGUGAUGGAAAUGUAAAAGGAGUCUUUACGGCGGAAGAAGACGUGGGAACCUACACUAUUAAAGCUGUAGAUGAUCCAAGGACCCUGAACAAAAUCCUGUAUCUGAGGCCACCAAGCAACACUUUGUCCCAUAACGAGCUUGUCUCACUCUGGGAGAAGAAACUUGGUAAGACACUUGAGAGGGUGUACCUCCCAGAAGACGAACUCCUGAAGAAGAUUCAAGGGCCGCUGAGUGUACCACUGGCAAUCAGCCACUCUGUCUGGUUGAAGGGGGACCACACUAACUUUGAGAUCGACCCAUCAUUUGGAGUUGAAGCCACUCAGCUUUACCCUGAUGUGCCUUACAUUACCGUGGAUGAAUACCUAAAUAGGUUCCUUUAAACUCCUAAAUCCUAUCGUCCCCAAUAUUCAUAUACUUUGAAUAAAUGUUGGAGGUUGUGUAUUUUUAUUAGAAUGGCACGUGAAUUACGUAAUAGUGUGAGACCUCAAUCAUGUGAGGAAUGCAUCUUGCAUUCCCUUGAGCUUAGAAUAUAUAAACUGAGGUUGUAUAAAUUUGGAAAUUUUAGCUUGAUGGAACAUGAUACCGUAUGUAACAGCCCGGGGGUUUACGCCAAAUUAGAAAUUGUUUGUUAUUUAA
Molecule: messenger RNA, 1310 nt
Organism: Aegilops tauschii subsp. strangulata
Lineage: Eukaryota; Viridiplantae; Streptophyta; Magnoliopsida; Poales; Poaceae
Product: phenylcoumaran benzylic ether reductase Pyrc5
Molecular function (GO): oxidoreductase activity
Source: RefSeq, a predicted model, not a curated record